CUGUGCCCAGAGGUCGUUGAUGUGACCGGUCUCAUGCCCCAAUAUGGUUCAAUAGAGUUACAUCUGUCCAUGGACGAGACCAUGGGUACCGUCUUUCUCGCCAUGGCAUAGCUUUUCCCCCCUCUCUUAUUUUCUUUCCUGCGACUUGCUCAAUCACAAUUACUCUGGCGCAGCGCGUUGAAACCUCGCAUUUUCGCAUCUAUACUGGGUUCACCGCGGGCCUGGUGUCGGAGAGAUGGACGAGAAACUAUGCGUCGAAAUGCCAAAGACAAAGACUCACCGGACGAGUCGAGCCAGACUCCCUCGGCCCCCGCUGAGACGACUGUCGAAUUCACCUUCGUCAAUCAUACUGAAGACGUGAACUCCAUCAAGCGCAGAAAAUCCGGCAGCAAGCAACAACUCUCGGCGAUUCGAUCUCAUGUCAUGGCAAGAGUGCGUCGUUUGGAGUCGGCGCAAGGAAAGCACAGGGCCAAACCACAUCAGUCUCGAGCGAGUUCGAUCUCCACAGAGUCGAGUGUCUCUAUCAAAGAUGAGUCUCAUGUUUCCGCACCAGGGUCGCAUGAGACUGUCCGUCCAUCAAACCGACUUACUGUCGUGUGGUCUGCGACCUCUGCCCCAACUACACCACUCACGGUCUCUCCGGCAAACCACGUGUAUGACCCUUUCUGCACCCUGCCCUGUAACAACUUACCACAUAAGUCGUCCGAGGGUUUGUUGAGCUAUUGUGAGUGCCUGGCUGCGAGUUGUAUAGGCAGGGCAACGAGAUUGACCUUGCGUUAGGCUUCGACGUGCUGUUGCCGACGACCUUUUCUGUCGAGUUCAAGCAGCCAAAAGAACGUCUCGCUCGUCAAGGGAUGGUGUUGCAAAGUAAAAUGAACAACCCUGCCACAUAUCUUGGAUUCAUGGCCACGGUCGCAGCACACCGGGCGGUAUUGUACGGCCGGCACGAGGAUCUCAGGCCGUCCGAUCGCGAUCACGACGAAUUGAUAAAUGACCCCGACUAUCGAAAGGUGAAACAUGAAGCCAUCGUCGCCGUGAGGACAUUGGUCCAGAAGAGCAAGGCGCCGAGUCAAUACCUAGUCGACUCUUGUUUUGGACUGGUCUCGAUAGCCACGGUGGUGGGCAACUUUGAAGAGGCACAGAUGCACCUCAAGGGUAUCGCGCAUAUCAUCUCACUGGUCGGUUGUUCCGAGGAGUCCAUGAUGUGGCUUCCAGUCGCCAAUGUCAAAGUGUCUGUUGGUUUGCUGCAAAGACCAAUCUUGCCCAUUCCCUGGGAGCGCGCAGUGAUCCCCGAGGAGAUCCUCGAGCGAAUCUCACCUCCAGCAAAAAGCGUAUUGGCGCGGAUGGGGUCUGCCUUCAAACAACUAAAGCCGCUCAGCUCGAGUCUGCAAGCCUUGCUUGGAACGAGUCGAGACAUCUGCAAUCUUGUCGAGUACAGCUCCACAAACCCCAAGGGACUCUCGACCUCCGAAAACAGCUUGCUCCGUCACAAAGCCAUCGAACUGGAAUACGACCUCGUUUCCUACCCCUACGACAUUCCUGAUUUCUUCGUGCACGGCGACACGGAGCCGUUCGUGCCUCCGCUGGAACGGGUCAUCCGCAUGGCUGCCCUCGGCUUCAUGUCCUUUGCUCCUCACACCAUCAUGCCUUCGACCGGUCUAGGGCGAGCCAUGACUUGUCAUCAAAUGGACGCGAUUGAAAGUUGGUUAUUAUUACGAUCAAGGAAAAAUCCUGGGGUGGGUGAGAAAAUGAUGACGAUGACGCCGCCGGCCACCACCAUCACCACCAUUGUAGAGCUCCAGGCCGUCACUUGGGCCCUAUUUGUAUUCGCACAGUGCGCCAUGGGACAGCCCGAAGAGGAUUUUUUUGUGAACCUGAUCGUUCGCAUGACAGAGGAUCUGCGCUCGUUGAUCUGGCUGGACGUGGAACGGCUCUUGGCUACUUUUUUAUACAUGCCUCGAUCACAGGCCAGGGCUUGGGCAGACAUUUGGACCCAAGUGAAGAAAAAGACACGUUCUCAAUAGAACCUACGAAUGCGACCUGCCCGAUUGACAAGAUCUGAGAAUGACAAAAUCUGGUCCCCUAGAUCCUUGCAACCAUUGUCGAUACCAAGAGAUAUAAAUAUAAACAAACAUUUGUACGCAUCACAUACC
This is a messenger RNA of Exophiala oligosperma, 2153 nucleotides long. RefSeq lists its product as hypothetical. The transcript has 2 exons. The coding region runs from base 855 to 2024 and encodes 389 amino acids. NCBI's taxonomy places the organism in Eukaryota, Fungi, Ascomycota, Eurotiomycetes, Chaetothyriales, Herpotrichiellaceae. The record is from RefSeq and is a predicted model, not a curated record.